AGGCAAGGAUGAGCCCCCAGGUGUCCCUAGAUGCCAAGUCAACACUCCUUUCCCUCCCUGAAGAUCAGCCGUGGGAACCGUGGCCAUGGCGUCCCCAUCGGAGCCUGUUACGUUCAGGGAGUUCUGCCCUUUGUAUUAUCUCCUCAACGCCAUUCCCACGAAGAUCCAGAAGGGUUUCCGCUCUGUGGCCGUCUACCUGACAGCCCUCGACACCAGCGGGGACUACAUUGCCGUGGGCAGCAGCACCGGCAUGCUCUACCUGUACUGCCGGCGCCUCAGCCGGAUGAAGAAGUACAACUUCGAGGGGAAAACGGAAGCCAUCACGGUGGUGAAGCUGCUGAGCUGCUUUGAUGACCUGGUGGCCGCAGGCACAGCCUCCGGGAGGGUCGCCGUCUUCCAGCUGGUGUCCUUGCUGCCCGGGAGGAACAAGCAGCUCCGGAGAUUUGAUGUCACUGGGAUUCACAAAAACAGCAUCACAGCCCUGGCAUGGAGCCCCAAUGGGAUGAAACUGUUCUCUGGAGACGACAGAGGGAGAAUUGUCUAUUCCUCUCUGGACCUAGACCAGUGUGGCCGAUCGCAGGCUGCACUGGGAGAACCGCCGCUGUGCGGGAAGCUGUCCGGUGACACUGCUGAGGGUCCCCGUGUGUCCUUUGCUGCCCGCCACUCGCCGGCCCGCACUGGGAAAUUUGGUGCUUGUUUUAUACCAGGACUUUGUAAGCAAAGCGAUCUGACCUUGUACGCAUCCCGGCCAGGGCUCCGGCUGUGGAGGGCUGACGUCCAGGGGACUGUGCAAGCCACGUUUAUCUUAAAAGAUGCCUUUGCUGGAGGAGUCAAGCCCUUCGAGUUGUACCCGCGCCUGGACUCCUUCGACCCGGGAAGUGGCAGCUUACCCGAGAGGCACCUGGGGCUGGUUUCCUGCUUCUUCCGGGAAGGCUGGGUAUUGAGUUGGAACGAAUAUAGUGUUUACCUUCUAGACACUGUCAACCAGGCCACGAUUGCUGGUUUGGAAGGAUCGGGUGAUAUCGUGUCUGUUUCCUGCACAGAAAAUGAAAUAUUUCUCUUAAAGGGAGAUAGGAACAUCAUAAGGAUUUCUAGCAGGCCGGAGGGACUAGCGUCCGUAGGACGAGACAGCCUGGAGACGCCAGGAUGCACAGAGCAAGUCCCCGCGCAGCACACAGAGAGGCCGCCAGGGGCCACAGUCUCGGAGCCGAGGCUCAGAGGCGCUUCCGUGGCCAGCUCCGUGGCCAGCGAGCCGAGGAGCAGGAGCAGCUCGCUCAACUCCACCGACAGCGGCUCCGGGCCCCAGGCAGCCCUGGAGCUGGGCAGGGCCAGCCAGCCCGCCUCGCAGAGGUUCAGUGUCAUUAGCUCGGAAGACUUCGACCAGGAGCUCAUUGUGAAGCCUCUCAAAGUGAAGAAGAAGAGGAGGAAGAAGAAGGCAGAAGGCGGAGGCAAGAGCGCCUGGCACAGUUCCCUUGAAUCGACUCCCUGCUGUGAGUUUCCUGAUGACAGUCCCCAGUCCCUGAACACAGACCUGCUGUCCACGACCUCAAGUUUGGGCAGCAUCGUGGAUCGGGUGAGCACAGAAUCUCCCGACUGGGAGAGCAGCCUCAGUGGCGAGGUGAAUGGUGUCCUGCAGGAGAACCAUGACCCGGGAGCAUUCAGUGUCCUGGAGGUGCCUGAGCUCGCCCCUGACUUACUCAGCGAAGAUGACAGAGUGGAGGUCCCGCGAUGGAGCCCGGCAGGCGAGAUGGAGCUGCGUGGUGGGGGGUUGCGCCUACCCCUGCACCCGAGGGGAGAUGUGGAAGGUGGCGAGGUCACAGAGCUCGAGGGGGAGCCUCGUCCUGCGGACAGUGGACCCAGUAGCAGACAGUCACCUUGCCAAGACCAGGACAGCCCUGCUGAGGCCCAGGAGGAGGGGGGCUGGGAGCCUGAGGAUCCCCAGUGCACGGUGUCUGAAGCCUCUCUCCUGGACUUGCCCCCCGUGCCUUCCAGCCCUAGCUGGGCCCCCAGUGCUGAGGGCAAGCUGCUGGAGACCAGAGUGAACAAAGGCAGCGCCAAGGAGACCGGCGGAGAGCAGGGCCUGCUGAUGCACGUGGCGGCUCCUGGCCACCUCGGUUCCGAUCCCUGGCAUGCUGUCACUGAUGAUGGCAUGGGCCAGAGAGCAGUGGUUGCUUCCGAAUGUGACCUGGGGAGUGUGGGCGGAUGGCUGACUCCUCCCGUCUGUGCCUCGGCGGCCAGCGCCCAGGACCCUCGCCCUGAGCAUUCCUCACGGGAUCAGGUGCUGACGUCCAGCGACGAGGAGGACAUCUAUGCCCAAGGGCUGCCCUCUUCAUCCUCGGAGACGAGUGUGGCGGAGCUCGGAGGCAGCCGCUCCCUGCAGGACCUGAACCAGCCGGCCGACGACGACGCUGGGCUGCUGAAGUCCGAUCAGUUUGCAGAAAGCUGGAUGGGCUACUCUGGCCCCGGCCACGGCAUACUCAGCCUGGGGGUCUCCGAGAAGCACGUCUGGUGCCUGGACUACAGAGGCGGCCUGUUCUGCAGUGCCUUGCGGGGCGCCGGGCUGCGCUGGCAGAAGUUUGAAGAUGCCGUCCAGCAGGUGGCAGUCUCGCCCUCAGGAGCCCUCCUCUGGAAGAUUGAGCAGAAGUCUAACCGGGCUUUUGCUUGUGGCAAAGUGACCAUCAAGGGCAAACGGCACUGGUACGAGGCGCUGCCCCAGGCCGUGUUUGUGGCACUGAGUGAGGACGCUGCCUGGGUCAUCAGGACCAACGGAGACCUGUACCUGCAGACAGGUCUCAGCGUGGAUCGCCCCUGUGCCAGAGCCAUAAAGGUCGACUGCCCGUACCCACUGUCCCAGGUGACAGCCCGGAACAGCGUGGUGUGGGCGCUGACGGAGCAGAGAGCCCUCCUGUACCGGGAGGGCGUGAGCAGCUUCUGUCCUGAAGGGGAGCAGUGGAAGUGUGACAUCGUCAGCGAAAGGCAGGCCUUGGAACCUGUCUGUGUGGCGCUCGGGGACCAGCAGACCCUGUGGGCGCUGGACAUCCACGGAACCCUGUGGUUCAGAACCGGCAUUGUUCCCAAGAAGCCCCAAGGGGAGGACGACCACUGGUGGCAAGUGAGCAUCACAGACUACGUGGUGUUCGACCAGUGCAGCCUAUUCCAGACCAUCAUGCACGCCACACACUCGGUGGCUACGGCGGCCCAAGUGCCCGUGGAAAAGGUGGCAGACAAGCUGCGCACGGCGUUUUGGUCUCAGCAGCUUCAGUGCCAGCCCAGCCUCCUGGGGGUCAACAACAGCGGCGUCUGGAUCUCCUCGGGCAAGAAUGACCUCCACGUCGCCAAGGGGAGUCUCAUCGGCACUCACUGGAACAACGUUGUUCCCCGUGGGACAGCUUCUGCUACCAAAUGGGCCUUUGUGUUGGCCUCCCCUGCUCCCACGAAGGAAGGCAGCUCCUUGUGGCUGUGCCAGGGCAGCAAGGACCUGUGCAGCGUGGGCGCCCAGCACGCGCAGUCCCGCCCGUCCACGGUGCAGCUGCCGCCCGACACCGAGAUGAGAGCCUACGCCGCCUGCCAGGACGCUCUGUGGGCGCUGGACAGCCUGGGCCAGGUGUUCAUCAGGACGCUGUCCGCCAGCUGCCCCACCGGCCUGCACUGGACCCGGCUGGACCUUGCCCAGCUAGGAGCUGCAAAACUGACGAGCUUGGCGUGUGGAAACCAGCACGUGUGGGCCUGUGAUUCCAGGGGCGGCGUGUACUUCCGCGUGGGCACCCAGCCUCUGAACCCCAGUCUCAUGCUUCCGGCCUGGAUAACGAUUGAGCCCCCCGUCCAGCCUGCCGGGGUCACCUUGGUCAGCGUCCACUGCAGCCCCAACGACCAGAUGCUGUGGGCGCUCGACAGCCGGUGCAACGUGCACGUCCGCGUCGGGAUCACCGAGGAGAUGCCCGUGGGGACCGACUGGGAUCACGUGCCAGGGCUGCAGGCCUGCCAGCUGGCGCUCAGCACCAGGACCGUGUGGGCCCGCUGCCCCAACGGGGACCUCGCCCGGCGCUACGGCGUCACUGACAAGCACCCCGCGGGGGACUACUGGAAGAAAGUGCCCGGGCACGCCACGUGCCUCACAGUGACCUCGUCAGAUGAGCUGUGGGCAGUGGGCCCGCCCGGCUACCUCCUCCAGCGGCUCACAAGGACCUUCAGCCACGCGCACGGUGCCCAGAGCAGCCCGGCCGCCACCUCACACCCUGAGGACCUGGAGGACGAGUGGGAGGUCAUCUGAAGGAGCUCGGGCGGCGCUCAGGGCGGCCGGAUGUGCCGUGCGCCAUCGGUUCUGAGCCGCGCUCUCGGACACGCCGCAUCCACGCGUCUGGACAUGUGGGCACGUUGGACGCCCCACACUUGCUUUCACCAUGUUUGUUUCCGUCUCGUUCCAGAACCACAGCCUCAGCCGAGUAACCGGAGCCUGCGCGGGCGUCCACGUGAGGCAGUGGCUGCGGCCAGGUGCACGCACCAGUUUCCCAUGUGCUGCGGUCAGGGCCUCGUCGCUGACCACACCGUGGGGCUGCCACAGCAGCCACGUCUAGGCCGAAGGUCAGUGCUCCCACCACUGAACAUGCUCCCACGUGGUGCACCUCCUCCCAGGGACGCAGGUUCCCACACACAUCCCACGCCAGGCGCCCAGACGGGAACCCAAGGCCGAGUUGGAGGGGUCGGCGCUGGCCGUGCCAGGAUGGAGGCCACGCCGCAGCCGCCCAGGCCAGAAUGCGCUCACCGCCUGGAGACACUCCAGCCACAACACUACAGGCCAGCAGGCGAUGACCUGGCCGU
Messenger RNA from Myotis lucifugus (little brown bat), 4818 nucleotides. It is a transcript of the gene TECPR2, whose product is annotated as tectonin beta-propeller repeat containing 2. Bases 86 to 4270 code for a protein of 1394 amino acids. Gene Ontology annotation, molecular function: protein binding. Lineage: Eukaryota; Metazoa; Chordata; Mammalia; Chiroptera; Vespertilionidae. The record is from RefSeq and is a predicted model, not a curated record. The transcript is spliced from 20 exons.